UCUCGUUGUUUGCAGACGGUACCCUGAGAAAAACACCCAGGCUUUUUUUAACACACACACACACACACACACACACACACACACACACACACACACACACACACACACACACACACACACACACAUCUGAUCUGGUGGGGUUUUUUUGUCCACUCCAGCGUGCUCCAGUUUCGGCCCCGGUCCGGCUUGCUUGCUUGCUGCGUUUUUGUCCGACUGCCAGGAAACUUAACUGGGGGAUCCAUGGUGUUACAUUUCCAUUGUAACAAGUGGAUAACAGGAGGCGACCCGACCAAGGUGUAAUGAGAGCGCUGGUCAUGGACAGAUGAUGGACGUGGAGACGUCGUACUCAGACUUCAUCAACUGUGAUCGCACAGGCCGCAGGAACGCAGUACCCGACAUCGCAGGGAAGGGAGAAGGAGCGGCCAGCACCAGUGAGCUCACCAAAGAUCUGGCAGAGAUGGACCUGAAGGCUGCAGAAGGAGACCCAGGGGCCUCCCCAGCCCCUGAGGCAGAGGGCUCCACCAGCCAAGAUGCCCAGGGAGGUGGAGGCCCGUCCUAAAGUCAGCCAGAGACCAAAGGGGUGGCAGAGCCGAGGAGCGAAAAGUAGAGAGGAAGCUAGUGAAUGUGGAGAGACAUGGAGAGAGGAAAGUAAGAGUGUUUAUCUGUUGUCCUAACUGGACACGAGGACACCUUCGCUCACUGCCAGCCUGUUUGGAGCUUCGGCGGCCCAAAUGUUCGCCUUUUCAUUGGAACAGAUUGUAACAUGCGGAGUGGAACAGAGUAGAACUGUCAAUUGAGAUGCCUCUCUUUUGCUUCACACUCUGUUAGUCAUUUGUAUUCCUGACGGGACAAGAAAGCACAGAAACUUUGGAUUCAUGUCUGUGGAGAUGAACUGAGCUGAACAGAAUUCAUUUAUAACACUCAAAACAUUGUUCCAGCCUCGUAUGGAGUCGCUGUGUCAUGGAGAGCAUAUUCAUAAUCAUCCGUUUGUCAUUUUCUUUCUACGUAUGCGGUCAGUGUUUGUGACCCUCUUGUCCUCGUCAUUUUUUAGUAACAAAACAUAGUCGCCAUUAUAUUGUCGUGUACGGACUUCAUAUUUAUUGCUUAAAUGUUCAGUGAUAACUUUGUGAUAGCAAAUUUCUUUGUGUAAUAAAAUACUUAUGAAUUACUG
Molecule: messenger RNA, 1171 nt
Organism: Anoplopoma fimbria (sablefish)
Lineage: Eukaryota; Metazoa; Chordata; Actinopteri; Perciformes; Anoplopomatidae
Gene: pkig
Product: protein kinase (cAMP-dependent, catalytic) inhibitor gamma
Exons: 3
Coding region: 323-559 (78 amino acids)
Biological process (GO): negative regulation of cAMP-dependent protein kinase activity
Cellular component (GO): nucleus; cytoplasm
Molecular function (GO): cAMP-dependent protein kinase inhibitor activity
Source: RefSeq, a predicted model, not a curated record